Molecule: messenger RNA, 3037 nt
Organism: Anoplophora glabripennis (Asian longhorned beetle)
Lineage: Eukaryota; Metazoa; Arthropoda; Insecta; Coleoptera; Cerambycidae
Gene: fz
Product: frizzled-2
Exons: 2
Coding region: 134-1804 (556 amino acids)
Biological process (GO): non-canonical Wnt signaling pathway; canonical Wnt signaling pathway
Cellular component (GO): plasma membrane
Molecular function (GO): Wnt receptor activity; Wnt-protein binding
Source: RefSeq, a predicted model, not a curated record
GAGUAUCGUUGCGCGUCGCCUCAACCAUUUGUUUAUGUUCUCCGCGUGCUUUUCUCUCAGCAUCUCCUAGACCGUCUCGGUGAUGAAUGAAUCUUGGAUGCUCUAACCCCGAGGAAUAAAGUGCAGUGACAAAAUGUUGUGUAUUCUCGUUCCCCUGCUGUUUCUGUGCGAUCUUUCGGCGGCCAUGCAACACGGCACCCGGGUGACGGAGUCGGAGGACGCCAUACCGCCUCACGGGAAGUGUCAGCACAUCACCGUCCCCGUCUGCAACGGCAUCGCCUACAACAAGACUAUAAUGCCCAAUCUUUUGGGGCACCAGACCCAGGAGGAGGCCGGGUUGGAGGUCCACCAGUACUUCCCCCUCGUGAAGAUUAAUUGCAGCGCCCAGCUUCAGUUUUUCUUGUGUUCGGUGUUCGUGCCAGUUUGUACUAUCCUAGACCACCCUCUGCCUCCGUGCAGGUCUCUGUGUUUGUCCGCUAAGAACGGGUGUGAAGGCAUAAUGCAAAACUUCGGUUUCCAGUGGCCGGAGUCGUUGAAUUGUGAUGCUUACCCGGAUAAUUCUAUGUCUGAGGAAUUGUGUGUGGGUGUUAGUAAGCUCAACGUGCCUUCAAGCACCCCUAGUACGGAUGUGGUGUCCAACAGCCACCCCAUUACCAGAUACAAGACCCCUUACCACGGCAGAGACUUCGGAUUCGUUUGUCCAGAACAAUUCAAGGUGCCUGAAAUCUUGGAGUAUUCUUUCAAAGUGGGUAACAAGGUGGAGAAGAACUGUGGAGCGCCGUGCCAUAAGAUGUUCUUCAGCGAGAACAAGCGUCAGUUCUCCAGAGUGUGGAUAGGCACCUGGGCUAUUCUCUGCACGGCGAGCUGUCUCUUCACCGUCUGCACCUUUCUCAUAGACACAGACAGAUUCCGAUACCCAGAACGUCCCAUCAUUUUCCUCUCGGUUUGCUACAUGAUGGUGGCCAUCGCGUACGUGAUAGGGUUCUUAGCGGGCGACUCUAUCUCCUGCAGGGAGCCCUAUCCUUCUAAGCACGGCAUCAUGACGGUGAGCACCAUUACCCAGGGCACCAAGUACGAGUUGUGUACCAUCCUCUUCAUGGUGCUGUACUUCUUCAGCAUGGCUUCCAGUAUUUGGUGGGUAGUGUUGACUUUGACGUGGUUUCUGGCGGCUGGAUUGAAGUGGGGCCAUGAAGCCAUCGAGGCGAAUUCGCAGUAUUUUCAUCUCGCUGCCUGGGCCAUCCCGGCGGUGAAGACUAUCAGCAUCUUGGCGAUGGGAAAAGUUGACGGCGACAUCUUAAGCGGGGUCUGCUACGUGGGCAUCUGGAACGUGGAGGCGAUGCGAGUCUUCGUCCUGAUCCCCCUCAUCGUCUACCUAGUCUUCGGCACCAUCUUCCUAACCUCGGGCUUCGUCUCCCUCUUCAGAAUACGCACGGUGAUGAAACACGACGGCACCAAGACGGACAAACUCGAAAAACUCAUGAUAAGGAUAGGCGUAUUCUCCGUCCUCUACACCCUACCAGCUCUGAUCGUGAUAUCGUGCCUCAUCUACGAACAGACGUACUUUGAAGACUGGAUGACCACUUGGAACCAGGAUAUGUGCGAGAUAUCCAAGUAUGCAAUGCCCUGCCCCAGGGAUGUCCAUAUGAAGAGCCACCCGAGGUUUGAGGUGUUCAUGAUCAAAUACCUCAUGACGAUGAUAGUGGGCAUCACUUCCAGCGUUUGGAUAUGGUCGGGGAAGACGGUGCACAGUUGGAAGGUGUUCUUCAAUAGGAUAAAAGGCAGGCACGUCGAGGCAUAUGUGUGAAACCUAACUGUACCUGUACGAGAGGGAUACUUUUCUGUAUGAGCACAAAACCAUGUGUAAUUUUUGUACAUUUAUUUAUAUUUUUGUAUUGUCAUUGUAGAUUGUGUUGAUAAUAUUUAUCUACCUCCGCAACUCACACUAAGUGUUGCUUAGAACAAAGGAGAAAGAAUGUGCACAAAUAAGAGAGAGAAAAGUGCAUUUAAUUAAGAGAAUUCAAAUUUUUUCAGAAUAAUAAUGUUUUUGUCAGUUUAUGUUUUUAAAAUUUUAACAAGCUCUAGUGCCAUGAUAUAACAAGCAAUUUUAAAUGCAUAAUUACCAAAAAAUAUCCGUUUGAUUUUCACGUGCAUGUAUUCUGAUACAUACGGAUAUUGUUUGACCGAAGUAUGAUUAUAUCCAUUACUGCCAUAUUCAAUUGCCACCUUUAAACUCAUUAGAUAUUUUGGUCAAAUAACAAAUUGAAAAUCAUAAAAAAUCUAUUGUUUUUAAUAAAAAAAAGAAUAUAUAACAUAUUUUAUACAAUUUUGUAUAUAAAAUAUAUUUCUAUACACGAGUUUUUUGAAGUCAAUUUGGAAUUACAUGGCUUUUCUAAAAACGUUUAAACUUUUUAACAGCUUAUUUUUGUAACUGUUAUUAAUAUAAUAUAAAAAUAUUAAAAAAUGAAAUGUCAAAUUCUGGAUCUGUAAUUUCACUCUGUACUCAAAAGAUGCUUCCAAAAAGUGCAGCUAAUGACAAAAGAGCUAAUAUUUUUUGUGUAAAAUAUACUGUAUAUAUUGUAAAUAUAAAAAUAUUUUAAGCUUUUGACUGAUGUUACAAUUUAAAGAUUAUAUAUAGUGUUUGUACAUUUUUAAACACGACUAUCUACAGAAGUGCUCAAACCACUAUUUUAUAUUUACAUAUUGCCGUCAAACCAUAUAAAUCGUGCAGAUAGAUGUAACUUAUUUCAUUUUUUGUAUGAAGUGAAUAAAAUAUAUUAUUACAUCUAAAAAAGACCAUGUGACGUUUUUAAAAGUUUUUUAUGAAAUUAAAUUUUAUAUAAAAUGCUUUGCAAAUAUCUAUAUUUGCUAGUCAAUUACAUAUUACAAACGAAGCAGUGCAAAUUUAACAGCCUUUUUCGUAUAAAAGUACGUAUAUUGUCGUCCAGUGAGCUUAUUGAAUUUAAUGUACAGUUCACCAAAAUUUAAUGCAAACUUAAAAUUAAUUUAUACUUGUUUUCAUCAUGUUUGUUCUGACAUU